CAUUUUGUAGUUGGGUUUCGCUGCGUUUGCCUUGUUUUGCUUUUCGUCAGCUGUUAAUUCGAUAACACAACAAUACAUACGCUUAUGCAGACAAAUUAGUGGAUUCCUGCUGCUACUAAUUUGGAACUAAAUUUAAUAAGUUGUGCAUAUUUUAAACAAAAAUGGUGUUUCAAAUCGUGCGAUGUUCAACAACUUUGGCUCGCAAUCUGCAGCGGUUGAGCCGCCGUCAUUGGGCGGUUACAUCACAUGUCACUAGGCGUUUGGCAUCGGGAGCUUUUCGCACAGAGUCAGACACAUUUGGUGAACUAAAAGUGCCCGCUGACAAGUAUUAUGGCGCUCAAACAAUGCGGUCCAAAUUAAAUUUUCCCAUUGGUGGAUCAUCCGAGCGUAUGCCGCAACCGGUUAUUCAAGCCAUGGGAAUUUUAAAAAAAGCUGCCGCCGAGGUAAACAAGGAGUUCGGGCUGGAUCCCAAGGUCAGUGAUGCCAUUUCAAAAGCUGCCGAUGACGUUAUAUCAGGAAAAUUGUAUGAAGAUCACUUUCCCUUGGUUAUUUGGCAGACAGGUUCAGGCACACAAACCAACAUGAAUGUGAAUGAGGUGAUUAGCAAUCGCGCUAUUGAGCUAUUGGGUGGUGAAUUAGGCUCAAAAACACCAGUUCACCCCAACGAUCAUGUGAACAAGUCGCAGAGUUCGAAUGACACCUUUCCCACUGCCAUUCAUAUUUCCGUCGCCCUGGAACUGAAUAAUAAUCUGAAACCCGCCAUUAAGAUCUUGCAUGAUGCGCUUAAAGCCAAAUCUGCGGAAUUCAAGGACAUCAUCAAGAUUGGCCGUACACACACCAUGGAUGCAGUCCCGUUAACAUUGGGCCAAGAGUUCAGUGCCUACGCUCAGCAAACGGCGUAUGCGCUCGAUCGCAUCGACGCUGUUUUGCCACGCGUAUACGAGUUGGCAUUGGGCGGCACUGCUGUCGGUACUGGCCUGAACACGCGCAUUGGAUUUGCGGAGAAGUGUGCGGCGCGUAUUGCAGAACUUACUAAGUUGCCUUUCGUAUCAGCGCCUAACAAGUUCGAAGCGUUAGCAGCACGCGACGCCAUGGUGGAGGUGCAUGGUGUUUUAAAUACGAUCGCUGUUAGUCUAAUGAAGAUUGGCAACGAUAUUCGUUUCCUUGGCUCCGGGCCACGUUGCGGAUUGGGCGAAUUAAUGCUGCCCGAAAACGAGCCGGGCAGCUCGAUUAUGCCAGGCAAAGUAAAUCCAACACAAUGUGAAUCACUUACAAUGUUGGCUGCGCAAGUGAUGGGCAAUCACGUGGCAGUCACCAUAGGCGGUUCCAAUGGACAUUUCGAGUUGAACGUUUUCAAACCAUUGAUCGUAUCGAAUGUUUUGCGUUCCAUUCGCUUGCUCUCUGACGGCUCCCGCACAUUUACGUCCAAUUGCGUCAAUGGCAUACAGGCGAAUCGCGAACGCAUUGGAAAAAUCAUGGCUGAAUCAUUGAUGUUGGUCACUGCAUUGAAUCCACAUAUCGGCUACGACAAAGCUGCCAAAAUUGCCAAGACUGCCCACAAGAAUGGAACCACUUUGAAAGAAGAGGCCAUCAACCUAGGCUACCUGACCGCCGAACAAUUUGAGCAAUGGGUCAAGCCAGCAGAGAUGUUAGGUCCGAAAUAAAAAUUUGACAUGUUAAAUUAAAGUUUGGUAUUAAAUAACAUAAAUUAAAAACGAUCUGUGCUGUGAGAAAGAGGAAAUAUAUCAAAAUUAAAAUUUUGUGAGAAAACGCAAUCAAA
Molecule: messenger RNA, 1780 nt
Organism: Rhagoletis pomonella (apple maggot)
Lineage: Eukaryota; Metazoa; Arthropoda; Insecta; Diptera; Tephritidae
Product: fumarate hydratase, mitochondrial-like
Exons: 5
Coding region: 162-1664 (500 amino acids)
Biological process (GO): tricarboxylic acid cycle; fumarate metabolic process; malate metabolic process
Cellular component (GO): tricarboxylic acid cycle heteromeric enzyme complex; mitochondrion
Molecular function (GO): fumarate hydratase activity
Source: RefSeq, a predicted model, not a curated record